UUUGUAAACAGCAAGAAAACGAGUGAUUGAGCGAAGUCAAGGCUAUAGAAGCCGUAUAAACUCAGGAUGGCACUCUCUUCAGCUGUACAGGCGGCCAGGCAUUCCAGCCAGACCCUGUUUCGAGGGUACUCUUCGUUCCGUCGCUUCUCAGUACAUCAUUAUCGACGUUCAGUGGCUGUUCCCUCCGCCACAUCCAUUGCAGAAUCAUUUCUGUCACGCUUCCAGUCCCUGGGGCCGCAAACUCGCUCACAAUUUCUUGACGCCAAUCAGCUACAGCUCUUGUCACUCACAUUGAACCGCCCAUCUUUAUACCCUGAUACCCCAUCGCUGAACAAUGCUUCAGCGUCAAUACCUGCCGGCACCCCCCUCCCGCCAGGCUAUCACCUAGUUUACUUCACUCCCGCAUUUCUGGAAUAUGAACUAGGUGUGGAUGGUACCGACGCCUCCUACAACCCGGAGACUCCAUUCACCCGGCGCAUGUGGGCAGGCGGCGAGGUGCGCUGGCCGCGUGCCGCAGAUGGGAGCCCUAACCCAUUGCGCGUGGGACAAGAAGUCCAGGAAACUACAAAAGUGCUAAGUGCCGAACCCAAAGUGGUACGUAAGACCGGAGAGGAAAUGAUCGUAGUGGGCGUAGAGAAGGAGUUUCGCAACGAGCAUGGCGUGGCGAUUAUUGAUCGUCGGUAAGUUCUUAUCUUACACUUACACUAGUAUGUCCCCAUGGUCGUUGAA
Aspergillus caelatus is the source of this 729-nucleotide messenger RNA. Its product is annotated as hydroxyacyl-thioester dehydratase HTD2. The record is from RefSeq and is a predicted model, not a curated record. NCBI's taxonomy places the organism in Eukaryota, Fungi, Ascomycota, Eurotiomycetes, Eurotiales, Aspergillaceae. Gene Ontology annotation, molecular function: (3R)-hydroxyacyl-[acyl-carrier-protein] dehydratase activity. Gene Ontology annotation, cellular component: mitochondrion. Bases 67 to 684 code for a protein of 205 amino acids. The transcript has a single exon.